UACGCAAAUAUAAGUGGUAUGAUCUCAAAGGUCGGGAGACUAAAGUCGUGGUGGGAUUUACAGGGAAACGCUGUCAAUAGAGGCUCAAAACCGGUACUUUUCAAAAAUUACUUUAAUCAACGACGUCGACUGGCAUGGAGCAACAAUUUGGACGAUCUGCACUCGUUGACUAUAUGCAACAAAUUACUACCAAGUGAACGCCAACGCAAUCCCAAACAUCCCAAGACAAUGAUAAGAGGCAAUUCAGGUCACGACGAACAACUGCAAAAGAAAAUGAGGUGUCCCGCAGAUGUCACUGUAGAAGGUCUUCACCAUGAGAAGCACGAUCCCCUCCACGUCAAAAAGGAAGAGGAGUCCGAGAUGCCUUACAUCAAACAGGAGGCAGAGCCAGAGACCCCCGACAUGAAAGAAGAAGACCAGGAAGUUGAAAUCCCCAUGUUUCCAAUGGGUGUCAGUGGGAAAAGCGAAGAAAACGAAGGUCCGAGCGGAGCAGCGAACCCUUCGAGCGACAGCUCAUUUCAGCACGUGACAACAAAAGAAGAGGGACGAUCGCAACCGGAUGGCCUUUUAGCUCAGCUGUUGGACAGCGAUGACAUAAUGUCACAUUCUUCUGACUUUAAUAAUAAUGAUGAGGAGGAGGAUGACUUUGUCCAAAAUGCUUCAAAAUCUUUAAACAAGUCGUCAUUGAAAGGAAACGCAAAGGAAUGCGCGGAUGUGAAACAUUUUCCCUGCUCAAUCUGUGAUAAAACAUUUUCUUGGAAAUGUGAUUUAAAAGUACACAUGCGUACACACACCGGGGAGAAGCCUUUCGCCUGCACAUCUUGUGGUAAACGAUUCUCCCUUAAGGGAAAUUUAUCCAAACACACACGCAGACACACUGGCGAGAAGCCUUUCCCCUGCACACUCUGUGAUAAAAGAUUUACUCGGAAGACUACUUUAGAAAUACAUAAGCGUACACACACUGGAGAAAAGCCUUUUGCAUGCACACUUUGUGGUAAAAGAUACGCUCAGAAAGGAAAUUUAGUAACGCACAUAAGCAGACACACUGGAGAGAGGCCUUUUGCCUGCACGCUUUGUGGUAAAAGAUUCAUCAUGAAGGAAAGUUUAAACAAACACACAAGAAUCCACUCUGGAGAGAAGCCUUUCCCCUGCACAUUUUGCGAUAAAAGAUUUUCUCAGAAGACUAGUUUAGAAAGACAUAAGCGCACACACACUGAAGAAAAGACUUUUGCCUGCUCACGUUGUGGUAAAAGAUUCGCUCAGAAGACUGAUUUAGAAAGACAUAAGCGGACACACACUGGAGAAAAGCCUUUUUCCUGCACACUUUGUGGUAAAAGAUUUUAUCAGAAGACCGAUUUAGAAAGGCAUAAGCCCAUACACACUGCAGAGAAACCUUUCGCCUGCACACUUUGUGGUAAAAGAUUCAUUAAGAAGGAAAGUUUAAACAAACACACAAGAAACCACACUGGAGAGAAGCCUUUUGCCUGCAUAAUUUGUGGUGAAAGAUUUGCUCAGAAAGGAACGUUAGUAACGCACACAAGCAGACACACUGGAGAGAAGCCUUUCGCCUGCACACUUUGCGAUAAAAGAUUUUCUCAGAAGUCUAAUUUAGAAAGACAUAAGCGUACACACACUGGAGAAAAGCCUUUUGCCUGCUCACAUUGCGGUAAAAGAUUCGCUCAGAAGACUGAUUUAGAGAGACAUAAGCGCACACACACUGGAGAAAAGCCUUUUGCAUGCUCACUUUGUGGUAAAAGAUUCGCUCUGAAACGAUUUUUAGUAACGCACGUAAGCACACACACUGGAGAGAAGCCUUUGAAUAUCGUCGUGUGACAAAAUGUUCUGAUUCCUGUAUUUACAGUGGAAAAAGCAUUCCAAUUUCCUUAUUCAGUUUCCCUUGAGCCUCUUUUGAAAAAGUUGUUGAAUGACAUUGACUCAUUUAUCCGUUCAAUUGGCUGACAUACUGAUAUCUGAUCAGCAGAGAUAGUUAGCUCUGAUUGGUUCAAAUGUGCAUGUUUUCUGGAACAGCCCCCCAAAAAAAUGGUUGAAUUGAUGCGGAAAAAAAGGGCAAUGCAACAUAAAAUGGAUCAAAUAUUCAAGAGCAACGAAAGAGUUGAGGAGGCUUAUUUAUCAUAUUUAGUAUUAUUUGCUCCGAUGGGGAGGUUUCGAACAUCUUCGCUGUCAAUGUGCACUUUGGACUUGUAUUUGUUCAUUUAUGUUAGGCUACUUAUUCAUUUCCUUAUGAUUUAAAAAAGUCAAUGUUUGCAUGAUCUUCAAAAUAUAUUCCAUUUCCCCCUGCAUAAUAUGUCAUUUGUACUUAUUUUUCUGAAUGUAUGUUACUUAUAUCUUUAUUAUUAAAAACAUAAGUAAAUGUUUACAUUGAAUUUAAUUCUAAUAUACAUUCUAUGUUCUUAAGUAGUUAAAAUUGAUAUUUGGCAUUUAAUAUGUGAAGAAAUGAGGGGAAAAUAAAAAUUAGGAG
Messenger RNA from Corythoichthys intestinalis (scribbled pipefish), 2479 nucleotides. Its product is annotated as gastrula zinc finger protein XlCGF57.1-like. The transcript has 3 exons. The coding region runs from base 19 to 1833 and encodes 604 amino acids. Gene Ontology annotation, biological process: regulation of transcription by RNA polymerase II. Gene Ontology annotation, cellular component: nucleus; nucleoplasm. NCBI's taxonomy places the organism in Eukaryota, Metazoa, Chordata, Actinopteri, Syngnathiformes, Syngnathidae. Gene Ontology annotation, molecular function: DNA-binding transcription repressor activity, RNA polymerase II-specific; RNA polymerase II cis-regulatory region sequence-specific DNA binding. The record is from RefSeq and is a predicted model, not a curated record.